Molecule: messenger RNA, 207 nt
Organism: Protopolystoma xenopodis
Lineage: Eukaryota; Metazoa; Platyhelminthes; Monogenea; Polystomatidea; Polystomatidae
Source: the annotation of a GenBank genome assembly
AUGAGUUUUGCGAGAAGGCAGGGCAUGCUAUUCACGGAAGCUAGCGCCAAGACCGGUGAAGGUGUCGACUUGAUGUUUAUAGAACUCGCUGAGAAAAUAUACCUGCACCCGGAAUUUUGGGAUGAUAACCGUUUUUUACAUAAUCGAAUCAGAAUCACACAGUCGCCACCGUCUUCUGGCUGUUCUUGCUCGCCAUUCAGCUCUUAA